Molecule: messenger RNA, 2667 nt
Organism: Lodderomyces beijingensis
Lineage: Eukaryota; Fungi; Ascomycota; Pichiomycetes; Serinales; Debaryomycetaceae
Source: the annotation of a GenBank genome assembly
AUGGGGCUCGCAAUAGGUGAUAAAGUAACUGUGCAUGAUGAAAAAGGCGUCGUCAGACAUAUCGGGUACACAAGGUUUGCCCCCGGUGUCUGGUACGGAAUAGAGUUGAAUGAACCAAGAGGCAAGAACAACGGUACGGUGCAAGGUGUCCGCUAUUUCGAUUGCACAAAGGAAGGGUUAUACGGUGUGUUUGUUCGAGAGAACUUGGUCAAGCCGGACAGAGCUGAUGAGGAAGGAGGAGACGAGGAGGAUGUCACUAGGGGCAUGAACGGCAGUAUUAGUCUGAUUCAAAAGGAACUAGAGCUCAAGACCAACGAGUGUAAAGAGUUGAAACAAAAGGCGCAGUUGUACCAAGCAGACAACGGAUAUCUUCAUCUGCUCAAAAGUGAACUAGAAGCAAAACUAAACCGCUUGACAAAAGAGCACGCUUUGUUGCUAGAAAAGCAUGCUAUUGCACAAGAAGAACUCGAGAUCAGCCAUGAGUUGGACAGAGAGUUGAAGCAAGCAAAAGUUUCCGACUAUAGCCUCCAGGACUUGCAACGGCUUGCCGUGAUUGCAAAAGACAGUGAAUUGUCAUUGCAACGGUUGGAGCUGGAACUAAAGGAGAAACAGGCCGAGGCAACACAACUUGCUGAUCAGCUAGAGCAGUCCCUGCAACAAUUGGCAAAGUUGAAAAUGGCUGUACUGGAAAAGGAAGCGGACUUGGUCUCGCUAAAGGAAAGAUUGGAAUCUUUUGCAGAUCUAGAGGCCAUGGCGGAGCAAUUGUCGUUGGAGAAUGACAAUUUGAAGAAAGCAGAAAAGGAGUUGCGCAAUGCAGUACAGGAAAUGAAUGAAAUUCACGCGUUGGAUAAAAUCUUGGAGGAGCAGCAUAUCGAAGUGGAGAAACAACUAAAGCUGGAGUUGCAGCAGUUGCAAUCGUUGUGGGAGUCAGAAAAAGAAAAGUGCAGAGAUUUGGAAACAGAGAUUCAGAAAGCUGCCACAGCAGCAGCAGCGUCGUCUGCAGCCAAGCCGACUCCCAGAACUCCUAAAACGCGACAAGUAUGCGCGGAAUUUGACACUGAUCAGGAUCAAGAGCUGUUGUUGCUGUUGUUGCUGUCGUUGAGAGAGCAACUCGAUGCUCAUGUUGCCAAAUCAAAGCUGCACGCCAUCCGUUUUCAAUUGCUUCAACAAGAGCACGAGUUGGUGUGCGAGAGGCUUAGCCAUCCCACGUUAACCACAUUGAAUCGCGAGUAUGUUGACUUGAUCUUCAACUUGCGCACGGUAAGGUGCCAACUUGACGUUGUAAUGAAGGAGCUUGCACAAGCAUUUGGCAAAAGAAUCUCUUUUCUUCAUGCUUUGGGAAUGGUUCGGGCAUCUAUUUCUGUCGCUAUAACUGCUCUCGAGUUCAAUUAUGGUCAUGAAUCAUUGCAGUUGUUGAUUGAGAGCAGUGCCCAAGCUGCUGAGUCGUUCAAGUCUUUGAUGGAGCAAAUCGUCGAGAGCCUCCUUGAAGGAUCUUUCGAAUCGGAUGAACCAGAGCUAUAUUUGAAAUUGAUUGCGGAUUUGGAGCAAUCUAGGCUUAUGCAGUUAUGGGACGUGCUUUCCAGAGGAGAUGUACAUUUCAACGCGUCUAAAGCUUUGCAGAUUAGAUUCAUUUCCGCAAUGUUGGAUAAUUUGACGCUCUAUGGGGGAGCAUCAAACGAAAAGGAGAAUAAAGAUGCAUCUGUACAAAAACUUCAGACUGCAAAUUUGGACAGCGUUGCCGUGGCCUUUAAGCAAAAGUUUGCCGAGGUUAUCGAUGAUGAAUUGGCAGAUUUGGAAAUGUCCUCAAACUUUAGUAUUGUGAGCUUGUUUGAGAUCUUCCUAGACUGUGCCAAGAACAAGAGAGGAAGCAAAGGCAAUGAGAAUAACAAACUGGACUCCUUGGAACGAUUGCAUGAUGCCCUUGCAGGAAUGGAUUUGUUGAUCUCAAAUGGGUACACUGUCAAACACCAUUUGGACAAGUGCGUAUACGACAUGGAAGUACCUCCUCAAGCAGUCCCGAAACCAGCAACAGAAAGUCAAGUAACCACCACCGCAACUGACAAAGCUCAUGUGGAAUACAUCAUACAGCAAAAAGAGGAGCAAAUCCGCGAUUUCAAAUUAAACAUAUCCCUUUUGGAGCAGAAUAUGAAACAAAUCUCCAAAAUGGCUAGUAAAGAAGUUGACAUUUCGCGUAGCGAAUUGGCUGUCGCCAAUCGUGAAAUCAAGGAGAAGAACGAAAACAUUUCACGUCUAGAGACCGAGAAACUUGCACUUCGGAAGCAUUUGGAAAUCGCUCAAGAAGAAGCCCUCCUUCUCCAUUCUUCGGCUUCAGGUGACAUCAAGUCUCAGGAAAAGUACCAAGAAACAGUGCUGCGGUUGGAACGUCUUGUGGAUCUCCGAGCGAAAGCGAAACAGAAACAAAAACAAAAAACUGAUGGGAUUUCCAUGUGGUCUGGCAACAAGAAACUUCCCCGAUGGAAAGAAACAUCCAAUUUUCAAAAUUUGUCACGACUGUUGAGAAACCUUGCUGAAGUUGCAGAACCAAUCGAAAUCACUUCAUCGAAUCGUCCAACGUGGACUCGCAAGCGGUCGUUACCAUCAUACAUUAACUCGGUUCUAACAGAGCAAUACAUACAAAUUACACGCAUGCAAAAGGAUAUCAUUUAA